Messenger RNA from Kalmanozyma brasiliensis GHG001, 2202 nucleotides. RefSeq names its product Peptidase C19, ubiquitin carboxyl-terminal hydrolase. Gene Ontology annotation, molecular function: cysteine-type endopeptidase activity; cysteine-type deubiquitinase activity. The transcript has a single exon. Lineage: Eukaryota; Fungi; Basidiomycota; Ustilaginomycetes; Ustilaginales. The record is from RefSeq and is a predicted model, not a curated record. Gene Ontology annotation, cellular component: nucleus; cytosol. Bases 1 to 2202 code for a protein of 733 amino acids.
AUGGCUGAGGUGGUCAGACGGCCGUCGUCUCAGGCGGACGGCAGCUCCGGCUCGGGGUCAGGCUCGCGAUCAUUCAGCCAGUCACCUCAGAAGAAGGGCUUGCAUCGUUCCGACUCCUUCUCCAGUCCCACCAAGAAGCAGCUUUCUUCGCCCAAUGGUCAUCACAAGAGGUCGUCCUCCUCCAGCUCUCUGCCCACCUCACCCUCCAAACAGGAGAGGAAAAAGCUCGCCAAGGAAAUCCUCGCUUCUGGCGGCGAUCAGCUCAGAGAUACGCUCAAGCAGCGAGGCAUGCUGCACGCCCUUCUCUCCGACCCCGUCCAAUUCAUCAAGUCGAACCAGAAGCAAGGGCAGGACUAUACCGCGCUCGGUCUCGUUCCUGUCAACGACCCCAACUUUGCCGCCGCACAGAAACGCAAAGAGGAGCAGAAGCAACAUUCCUUGCUCUUACACACCGACUCACCCAAGGUCAAUGGCGCCAAUGGUAUCGAGGACGAGCUGCCGUCGUCACCGACCAAGAACGGCAAGGCGAAAUCUCGCGAUCUCUACCCGUACAAGAUCUCGCUGCGCUUCCCGGGCAAGGUGCAUCCCACCGCGACGGGUCUCGCCAACUACGGCAACACGUGCUACAUGAACAGCGUCAUGCAGUCGCUCAUCCACACGCCGCCGCUUGCGUUCGCCCUCCUCACCCAAGACCUCGACGCUCUCCACGGCGAGUGGGGAGGCAAGCCCUCGAUGCCCUUCGAUGCCGUCUCGGCGAUGCAGGCCUUCACACGCGCCUCUCUGAUGGGCAGCAAACCGACCAAUGCGCCUCGCGACUUCAACCGCAACCUCAAACUCUUUGCCAAGCCUCUUCGUCAGGGUCGGCAAGAAGACGCACACGAGUAUCUCCGGUUCCUCCUUGAGGCGUUGCAACAGUCGUCCCUCUCACUGGCACCCAAGGCGCUCAAACCGGACGACCCCGUUCGCCGCACUACGUUCGUUCAGAAGAUGUUCGGCGGCAAACUGCGCAGUCGAGUAACGUGCCACAACUGCGGGCACAACUCGGACACCUUUGACCCCUUCAUGGACCUCUCCCUCGACGUGCGCAAAGGUAUCAACUCCCUCACGGACGCAUUCCGGGCAUUCGUAGCCAAGGACCAUUUGACAGGAUCAGAAAAGUACAAGUGCGACAAGUGCAAGCGCAAAGUCGACGCGACCAAGCAAUUUACCAUCGAAAGCGCACCGCCGGCGCUGACGGUGCAUCUGAAGAGGUUCACAGCGUUUGGUGGCAAGGUCAGCAGGCAGAUCGCGUUCGACGAGGGGUUGAACAUCGCACCGUACCUGUCGGUUAAUAAGGGGCCGGCGAGGUACAGGUUGUAUGCUGUGGUGCAUCAUUAUGGGUCGGGCCCAAACAGUGGACAUUACGUGGCCAGUGUCAGGUCGCCUUCGGGCAAGUGGACCAGGAUGGACGACAGCCUUGUCUCGGAGAUGGGGCGGAGCGGGCCGACGAACGAUCAGAGCGCGUACAUCCUCUUCUAUCUCAAGGAGAAGGAUGAGCUGGAAAAGGCGAUUGCGGCGACGGUUGUGCCGAGCAAGUCGCCAAAGCAGUUGGUGGAGGGUAAGAAGCGAAAAGCGAUGCCAGAGUCCGACUCUGACUCUGAGGCAGAAGACAGCUUUGACGACGAAGCGGCGUAUCGUGCAGCGCUCAAGCGUCAAAAGUCCGCAUCUGCCGCCACGUCUCCGAUUAAAAAGCCUAAACGCACCGACGACGACAGCGACUCUUCUCUACCGCCGUCUAAGCUCAACGGCACACCAUCGGCGCUCGACCAGAUGCUAUCAUCCAAACCCAAGUCGACAACGAGCUUCUACGCCUCCCCUACGCCACGCAACCCCUUCACCCUCCCUUCCGCCUCCUCGGAUACGGAUCUGGGCACCCCACUUCCGCGGACGGAGUACGAAUCUCUCAUUGGCACCCCCGCCACCCCUGCUCGCGCCGUCGACGUGGAAGCCGACUCCGACACGUCCUUCAGCUCGCCCGCUAGCCUGUCUAAGAAAGAGAGACGGAAGCAGAAGAAAGCAAUUCAGUCCAGUGGAUCGAGAGGCAUCCCAACAUCGCCCUAUGCCAGCGCUCUGACUGGAUUGACCAACGGCAAGGAGAAAAAGAAGAGCAAGCGGGAGAAAUUGCUCGGAGGACUGGCCGGGCGGAUGAAGCCCCGAAGCUGA